CUGUGUACGGUAUGUGUGAGGCAUGCGCAAAUCUGUACUUCCUGCCUGGUUCUUUUGAGAACAUUUUCUUCUCAAGAUCAAUGCAAGUUAAAGUCCUGUGAUCGUGUGCACCCUGUUGACCUGCUCUUAGCCCAUUUAUAAAUACACAUUUACGAUUUAAAAUCAUCUAAUUUCUUUCUCAUCAGUCUGCUCCCUUAAAACCUCAAUGGCCUGUCCGAAAAUAGUAAAUGAAUAAAUUGUAUUGAGUUCAAACAAAUAAAGGCUUUGUGGUUGUGGAAUGUUCUUGUGUGCUGGAUCCACAAAGGGGCAUAAAGACAAGAUCAGAGGGAAUGAAGGGAGGGUGAUGGAGGUCUACGGCCCGCUGAGGGACCUAUGACGCAGAUAAUAUUAUUGUAUAAGUAACGUGAACUGUGCCUGAAGGUUGGAUGAACCACAGUUUCCUCUUCUGCAUCCAUACCUGUGUUUGUUAAUAAAGAAACUGAUUUAGGUUUAAAACAUAUCAGAAAUGAAGCUGUUCAUCCUUUUAAUGUUGUCAGUCGGGAUUGGAGAAACAAACCUAUCAGGCCCUUUUCAGUACUACUUGAAAGAUGAACCUACUGCAGCAUUGCGAGGUCUCAGGGAAACCGAUGUCCGCUCCACUGCCGGACAUCGGUCUCCCAAACUCUCAGCACACAUGUACAUGGGUGUAACCAAUCCAGUGUUAGGCACAGGUCCUCACCAGAGCAAGUGGUGGUGGUCUCCAGAAAGACCUUACACUAAGAGGAGGCAAAAUCUGGCCUACUACAAUCUCAACUCAUUCGGCCUUCGCUAUGGAAAGAGGGAACAGAACAUGCUUGCAGAAUUUAAUCAGAAGAUAUCUGUAAAGUGAUACAUGUCUCUGUUUAGCAAUGUAUAGUGUUGAUUCUUUAAGGAUUUACAUAAUAGACAUUUCCUUUUAUGUAUUGUACUUUAUGUACCAUUUAUUUAAUUGACAUAUUGUAUACAGUAGGAUUUUAAAUUUUUUUGUAAACUGUAAUUAUAAUAAUAAAAAUGGAAUGGACACGUCUUGCAGAUAAUAAAAAAAAUAAACAAGCUGA
Misgurnus anguillicaudatus (oriental weatherfish) is the source of this 1076-nucleotide messenger RNA. Lineage: Eukaryota; Metazoa; Chordata; Actinopteri; Cypriniformes; Cobitidae. The record is from RefSeq and is a predicted model, not a curated record.